AUGACGAGCCAUGGAGAAGCGAACGCGAUCUCGGAGCGAGAGCUUUCAGACGAUGAAUCUAUCUAUCUACCGAGGAGUAUCGAACUUUUCGGACUGCAAUUGAUGAGAAUUCCAUUGGCGUAUUGGCUUCGAGACGAGCCCAUGAUACUUCCCAGAAACUUAUCCUUCUUUAACCGUAGCAAGGCUGAGUCCCCAACAGAGAAUCCUUUCACAAACACAAAGCGAUUUCGCGUGCUGAAGAAAUCAGAGCUGAAAGACAAUUAUGACUUGAAUCGUCUGUAUUUGGAACUCUUAAUUGGCACAUCUGGUUGGAGAAAUACGGAUCAACUUCUGUCCAGCUUGACGAUUGUGAAAGUGGCAAUGGAAAAUGCUAAUGGGGAGGGACUCAAUGACAAAAAUGUGACCUUCUACAUAAAUUACUUGUGUCAGGCUCCUGUUGGUGAGGAUGAUGAUCGCACAGCUAUAGUCAGAAGAGCCUACAAUGAGCAGUCCGGAUGCUUCAGUCUCGAGGGUCGGAAUCUGAGCACAAAAGCUUUACCCCCAUAG
Molecule: messenger RNA, 546 nt
Organism: Arabis nemorensis
Lineage: Eukaryota; Viridiplantae; Streptophyta; Magnoliopsida; Brassicales; Brassicaceae
Source: the annotation of a GenBank genome assembly